Molecule: messenger RNA, 8914 nt
Organism: Caenorhabditis auriculariae
Lineage: Eukaryota; Metazoa; Nematoda; Chromadorea; Rhabditida; Rhabditidae
Source: the annotation of a GenBank genome assembly
AUGAUUCUGGGCAUUUCCAGUAAUCAUUUAAGAGUCCUGGUGCCACUAAAGUGGUCACUUCAGAAAGGUCCGGGGCGCGUCGGCUUUUGUCAAAGAGAAUUUGUAAAAGACGAAGAAAGACUGAAAUAAAGCAAGUUUGCUCCAACGCAAAAUUUCAGCUCUUGUCCACGAUUUACGGGGCCUAAUUUUAUGGAUAAUUAUUACGCUUUACCUGCUUUUGAUGUUGAAUUUCAUUAUUUUUCGAAGCGUAAUGCCCAAAAUUAUUCUAGAUCCAAAAAGAAAAUAUCCAGUUUCCGUUGAUCCAAGAAAGCUCAUUUCAGUUCUAAAUUUUAUUUUUCUCUGUUCAAAAAAAGAUUGAAAUUUUCCCAAUUCAGUACCCUUACCUUCGAAGCUACGAGCAGCUGCUCGAGAAAGACGGCCGAGGCGUCCGUCUGAAGCCCAGCAAGAUGUCGUCGUACGGCGCGAUCGGCGUUGAUGACGAGUUCGUCUCCAUUUUUGUCUUGAUUUCGAAAAAACUGCACAGUGGUUCCUAUAGGGGCGAAAUUUGGGGCACUUGGGGGGUCCCCUCUGGGCUUGCAAAAGUGGUCCCCAUAGGGUUUUAGUUAGUGGCCCCUCUAGGGGACAUACUAGUCGAUUAUUGCUAUGAACUUCUUUAAGUACCGGCAAACUUUGGGGCCCUUGGAGGGCCCCUCUAGGGACCAUUUUACCGCUUCGUUCACCCCAAAAGGGGACCUAAUAGGGGUUUUAGUUAGUGGCCCCUUUGGGGGAAAUACUAGUCGAUUAUUUCUGUGAACCCCUAUAGGGGCCGGCAAACUUUGAGGCCCUUGAAGAGUCCCCUCUAGGGAUCAUUUUGAAACUAAUUUCACUACAAAAGGGGUCCCCAUAGGGAUUUAGUUAGUGGCCCUUAUAGGGGACAUACUGGUCGAUUAUUGUAACUUUUUCGGCCGCUGUAGUUGCUGACUUUCCUCUAACCCCCAUAGGGAUCACUCCGGAAUUCCUAAGUGAGAUUAUCUUUUCCAGCCUGGAGCCCUUGAUCGAAACGGACCGACGACCGAGGGCGCCGAGUACUAGAAGAAGGACCAUGUCAGCUUCUCAAGCUUUGGUGGGACAUUUUGUAGAGGACCUCUGUGAUUUCAAUAGUUUAAUGUACUUUUUUUCAUCAUUUUUGCCAAUUUUCACUAGUUUCAAACAUUUAAAGUUUUUAUCUUGAGCCUGAUCUUCAGAAAAAUAGAACGGAUGCUUGCUUUUAUUUUACUCAAUUUUUUUCAAGGCAACUUCUCCGUCGAGCUUUGGAGCCGGCCGUCAGCCGUACUUAUUUUCGGGUUAGUUUGGCUGAAGUGAAAAAAAAACUACCCAAAAUGGAUGUCAUUGGAACUCUGGGGUUUUUCUGGAAACUGGCACAAAUAUCACUUUAAGAAAACAAUCGAAGUCUCAGAAAUUCUCAUUUUUCGUGAAAAAAGAGUUCAAGGGGUUUAAGAAAGGUUUUUUCCCCUUAAGGCGUCGGUUUCAGGGUUUUUGUAAAUGACCAAUUUACAGAGAAUUUAAAGGGAAACGAUUUUUUGAGGAGCUUCAAUUUAUUUUUUAGAUUAUUAGUCAGGCAGCUUCUCCCCUUCUCCAUGCUUCUAAAUCUCGAAAUAGAGUUUCUUUUAGGCGGAUUAGGCCUUCGGGAAGACAGCAUGAUGUCGCUCCACUCGGAGGAGGAUCAUCAUCGCGAACAUAACAACGCUUUGCGAUAUCGCCUCCUGAAUCGGCUCGAUCCCGGUGGAGAGCAUUUCGUCAGUUUAUAAGAAACCAAUAAAUUAACCAACUAGCGGCUUAUCCCGAUUUAUCUCAAAAAAUCGACUCUCGAUCUGAAUCUAAUGUUGUAUAGUCAUAUUGGUUAGAAUCUAUGAUCUGACUCAUCAUUUAAUUUGAAACAGUUCUGAGGCUUUUUUUCUAUUAUCCAGAAUAAGGAUACGAGGAUUUUUUUCUAAUAACUUUUUCGUUUUCGUGGUAGAACUACUAUAAGUUAUCGCCAGUUUUUUUCUCCUAGCCAUAAAAAAAUUUCAGCUCACUGAAGGAGUUGGACCUUGUAGCGGCUUAAAGAACAGUUGAAAUGAAUUUAAAGUUAUAAAACUAUUCUUAUGUAAAAAUCAAAAAAAAAUGUACAUUUACAGACGAUGCCUGAUCACGUAAUACCAGCCGGUCUUUUCUCAAUUUUGCCCUUCGAAGAGCUCAAAGAUCGGUCCGGCAAGCAGGGCAGCAUAGUUACUAUGUACUGGUUCUCCUGUUGAAAAAAAAACUAGAAAAUUAUCAGAUUUUCGAUUUGGAACACAAUGAUGGGCACGUCGUUGCUCGCCAUGCCGUGGGCUCUUCAGCAAGUUGGUUUUUGUGUCUUACUGUAGGGUUUACUGUAGAUUAUUUUCUUACGGUAGGAUUUAUUGUAAAAUAUUGUCUCACUGUAGGGUUUAUUAUAGGUUAUCGUCUUACUAUAGGAUUUACUACAGGUUAUCGUUUUAUUGUGGGACUUACUGUAGAUUAUUGUCUCACUGUAAGGUUUACUAUAGGUUAUCGUCUUACUGUAGGAUUAACUAUAGAUUAUCGUCUUACUGUAGGGUUUACUGUAGAGUAUUUUUACCGUAUUUUCCAAUGUAGGUUGUUGUCUUACUGUAGGAUUAUUGAGAUAUCACCUGUACGGAAUCUGAUAGAGAAAAUAACUAGUCUUUAUUUAAGAUAUAUAAGCAAACUCAAAAAUCGACUACAGUAACCAGGUUACGGUAUAGAAAUAAGACAAAGCGAGAGAGCUGUGGUCGCCCGAAGAAACGCCAGAGAAAGAGAGCAACUCUGACUUCUCUGGCGCCUCUUCAGGCCUCCGUUGUUCUCUCGUUUUUAUUAAUUUUGAAUAAUUUUUUUUAUGAAUGAUUAUUUCAGACCAUCUGCAGAUGAUUGAAAGUUUAUCAAAAAAUCUAUUUCCGAAUGAAAAUAGAGAACUUCCAAGAAGUUUCUUUAGCUUCAAAUUAGUGGUUUUGGUGAACAAAUCUUGAGAAAACCACCUUUUUCAAAAUGUUAGAAAAUAAUUUAUUAUCGAAUAGUAGUUUCUUCUCAAACAUUUCCUCAAGAAAAAAUCCUUCAGGCCGGACUUGUCGGAGGAAUAGUUAUAAUGCUCGCAAUGGCGGCCCUCUGCUUCUACACGGCCUUAAUCAUCAUUGAAAGUCCUGCUAAACUCCGUAAUACCACUAUUUUUAUUUUAAAACGCCUCAAAAUUCAUUUCAGCCCCGAACCUUGGCUUAGACUUGGCGGCGGCGGAGUUCAGCGACGUCUGCAAGUAUUAUUUUGGACGGAUAGGUGAUUUUUUGAUUUUUCCUGUAUUUUUGAAGGCAUUUUGUAAGUUUUAAAUGUAGCUUUUUCCUUUUUUCUAAUGAUCCGGCUUCUGAAAUAGAAUGAAAAGAGAAGCUUUCUUAUGCGGGAAAAUGAAGCGUUUCUAACACCUCUGCGCCCUCUUCUCUCUCGGCGACUCUCCAGCUUUUUGACACUAUUUUCACGUUACUAUAACCUUGACGGGGAGAGAAAAGAGAGCGCAGAGAGGUCAGACGGAAGUAUGAAAAGAAAAGCCUUCUUAUACGAGAAAAAUGAACAAUUUCCGACACCUCCGCGCCCUCUUCUCUCUCGUCGACUAUCCUGUUUCCUCACACUGUUUUCACUUUUCUAUAACCUUGGCGGUGAGAGAAAAAAGGGUGCAGACUGGUCAGACUGAAAUAGUAAAAAUUUGAGCCCCUUCUAUGCGGAAAAAUAAAGAGUUUCUAACAUCUCUGCGCUCUUUUUUCCCUCGGCGACACUAUUUUCACGUUUCUAUAACCUUGACGGCGAGGGAAAAGAGAGCGCAGACAGGUUAUACUAAUUCGAGAAUGAACUAUAAUGAAAAAGUCUCCAGGUGAAAUGACGGCGAUCGUCUUCUCGGCUAUAGUGUUGGUCGGUGGAAUCAUCGUUUAUUGGGUUCUCAUGUCCAAUUUCCUUUUUUAUACUGGCGCCGUCGUUUACGGUAGCUUUUAAGAUACUGUAGUUGAUAUUUCACUAAAGUAUUUUCAGAAGCUCUCCAGCCGAACAGCACCACGAUUCCUGUACUCGAAAACAGGACCUUCAUUUGUGAUGGUGAUUUUAUUGGUUUUUCGAUUGAGAAAAGUUUUAUACAGUAGGUACACUGGUUCAAUUCCUCUCGGUGUAACUCAAUUUUUGCUUUUUUUUUAUUAGGGAUGUUCAGGGGUUUCCAUUAAAUUGAAUUGAGCUGAGCAGGUUUUGGUUUCUUAAAAGUCUCGACCUUCUGAUUUUCCGAAUUCCAAGGGAAACAUAUUCCUAGUUUCAACAAACGCUAUUCCGUGAAAAAAAGAGCUCAGAGUCUUAGUUUUAAAACUUAUAACCGGUCAGAAGGACUCAAUAAAUGGGAUUUUUGAAAAUUAAUUUACAAUUUUUUCAAAAGCAGCUGGGGUAUGGGCUUUGAGGACACAAGAUAGGAAAAGGUUGAAUAGUACUUUUGAGGUGUUAUAACUUCCUAGAAUGACAAAAGAUGUUUCAAAAAAAUUGCGUUAGAGCUAUGAGAUCAAAGUAGGUCUUCUAGCCGACUCACGGCUGGCUUGAGCCAUCGAAAAAUGGGUUCUGACACGAUGAAAAAGGAGAGAGUGCCUGGUUGAUGGAGAGUGCAGACAGGCCACGCCCCUUUGCCUCCCAAGCUUUCUGUGAAUCGACUAUAGUCAAUUUCCAGCGAUUCAUUACUCUCUCGUUGUUAUUCCCAGCAAGUGAAUUUUCUUGAUUUAUUUAAGUAAAUUACAGUCUAUUGUCCAAACGAAGCGUUGUCGGAGUCGAUUCCCCAGUGGGAGCAGCAACUUUGGGACGCCGUCGAGGAAGUCUCCGACGCCGCCUGGAACUUUGACCGCUUCUGGACUCUUCAGGUUCUCCUUGUCGAAAGAAAAAUGUUUCCAUUAGUCGAAUUUCAAGGGAACCGUCCCGAUCUUCCUCGCCAUUGCACUGUUCCCACUGAUGAACUUCAAAUCGCCCACUUUUUUCACCAAGUUUAACGUCCUUGGAACAGGUAAACUGGGUGGGAAAUGGGCAGACUGUUGAAUGAGAAAAAAAGAUUGAAACUUCAGUUUUUAGAUAGAAAAAAUAUUGUGAGACAAGGUCGAAUUUUCAAAAAAAUUGAAGGGACAAAGAUAGUUUAGUAUGCAACACUGCAGCUUUUUGAAAAAUUAAAAAUUGGAGAUUUUUUCCUGAAAAAUGAAAAUAAUUUAUUGGGCCCAGAAAACACGUGUUAAAAAUUUGAAAGAGGUAUUUUUUAACAGAUUUUGUCGGUGGAGCGCACUUUGAAGCGCCUCGAUUUUUUUUGAGAUUGAAAUUUUUCCAUGUAUGGGUUGUACAAGGAAACAAAACCCAAAAAGUCUUAAAAAGAUGAUCGAAAAAAAUAAAUUUUCAGCGCCUUUCUUCAGGCUUCUGACUUCCAAUUUUUCUCCCAAGUUUCCAUUUUUAGUAAAUUUCUUGAAAUAUUGGUCGUAAUUCACGUUUUUCCUGAGAAAAUCCACGACCACGAAAAAAGGAUUUUUCUGAAAUUUUCGAGACUUUUUUUCAGUGUCGGUCGUUUUUCUCUUGGUCUUCGUCUUCUCGAAAUUCCUCGAAUGCGGCUGCAACAUGAAUUUCACUGACCCUCAUUCGAUACACUACGUUAAUUGUGAGAUUCAAACUUGAAACAAAAGUUUCUUUUUCAUUUAUAGUGUUCAAUUGGCAUUUCCCGGCUCUCAGUGGGACCUUGACCCUGUCUUACUUCAUUCACAACGCUGUCCUCACCAUUUUGAGGAAUCAGAAGUAUCCGGAGAACAAUGUGAGUUGAAUUAACCAAGUUCGAGAAUGGCUCAACGCGUUGCGGUCGCGGUGCGGUUUUUCUCAAACCUCCCUGUUGAAAAGGGUAAGGAAAGUCGUAUUAGGUCGGUUGCAGCUGACAGGAUAACUGAAGUAAUGAGAGUUGGAAGGCUAUUUUGAAAGCCAAAUCACAAAAUGUGAUUUUAAUUAAUCAGAGCUUGGAAAGAUGCAGAGAAUGGCUCUACGCGACGCGGUCGCUGUGCGGCCUUUUUAAAGAGGGCAACAUUAGAAUGAAGACGUAGUAGGUCGGUUGCAGCUGACAGGGUAAUUGAAAUAAGGAGAGUUAGAAGACUAUUUUGAAAGCCGAAGCACAAAAUGUGAUUUCAAUUAACCAGACCUUGAAAAGAUGCAGAGAAUGGCUCUACACGACGCGGUCGCUCUGAACAUUGCCUAAAAAGGUUAAAGUUUGAAGAAAGUCGUAUUAGGUCGGUUGCAGCUGACAGGGUAACUGAAAUAAGGAGAGUUAGAAGACUAUUUUGAAAGCCAAGCCACCCGAUGUGAGUCGAAUGACCAGAGUCCUGAAGAGGUGAAAAAUGGCUCAACGCGUCGCGGUCGCGGCGCUGUUUUCUUAGCUUCACUGCUCAAAAGCCCGAAGCAUUUUUAACAUGAAAGUCGCUUUAGAUCGGUUGCAGCUGAGAGAGUAACUGAAAGCAUCAAAAUGAUUAUAUUCUGUGUGCCACGACUGGAAAUUUCAUGUAACGACGCUCCGCUGUGCCGCUGCGCGCCUUUUCGAACCUUGAUCGCGCUUUUAUUUUUUUUUUUUUACUUUUGUUAAGGUACUCUACUUUCAUGUGCUCCCACAGCAAUAAAGAUCAAUUGAAAGCAAGACGUAGAUUCGAAAGGCGCUUCGCGAACGCACGCAGCGGAACAGCGGAAUGUCGUUUGCUGAAAUUUCGAGUCGUGGCACACAGACUAUAGUAAAUUUUCAAUUUGAGUUUGAUGAGCCGGAGCUUGAAGAGGCGCGACGAAUGGCACAGCGAGUUGCGGUCGCGUCGCGGUUCUUCUUAGCCUCCCUGCUAAAAAGUCCCGUAGCUAAAAUGAGAAGGAAGUCGCUUAGGCUCGGACACAAAAAUGUCAUGAUUGGAUGUCUGCUUCCAAAAGCCAAAAAAAUGAAAAACUGCAUUGUUUAAAGUUUUUCUAUAGCGACGGCUUUUCGUGGAAAACUAAAUCAAAUAGUUCCAAUUUUUCAGAGACGAGACCUUUCGAUUGGGUACACCUUGGUCGCGUUCUGCUACGUUUUCAUCGGCGUCACGUUUUUCGCAGCUUUUCCUGUCCAACGGAGCUGUAUCAGUGAUGUAAGUUGAUAGGUUUGAACUGAAAUGGUUAAAUUUUGUAGGACUGUAAGGGCGAAAAAUGGAGGUUGAGAAUUUUAGGAAAAUUUUCUGAUAGGUACUUUAGAAACUCCAGUAUACUUUUUAAUUUGAUUUCGGGUUGCGCGCUUUUUUCUGAGUUCCACAAGCCGCCUUUUUUCUAUGUUUUUCUCCUUUUUUUGACAGUUCUUCAACAAUUUUCAAUGGUUUUAAAAGAGUUAAUUGUAUGAAAAUAGAUAUAACAAUAAACAACUCUUUCUCCCAUAUUUUUUUUCCGUGACUGCUUUUGAACUUGGGCUCUCUGCCAAAAGCCGCGUCGCGUACGCAACGCUUCAUCCUUGCCAAUCUGUCCAUCUCGUCUUCUGAGUCGAAAAUUGACUAUAAAGUCUCAUUCAGUGGCUUCAUUUUAUCCCUUCCAGAACUUCCUGAACAACUUCGGCGCCGGCGACAUUUUGUCGAGUGCGGCUCGUCUUUUCCUCCUUUUCCAGAUGGUCACAGUCUUGCCGCUUCUAAUGUUCUUAGUCAGGUCCCAGCUCUCUUACGCCGUUUACAACGUCACUUGGCCGGGGUACAGAGUAAACUCUUAAAUAUUGAUUAAUUUCUCUUUUGAAGAAUUUGGAAAGUGAUCGGCUUGAAUUUGGCCCUCAUCGCGAUCGCUGUCACCUUCGCCACGUUCUACCCCAACGUUGGCAGUAUUUUGAGGUUUUUUUUAAUUCCGAAAUAAUUUCCGGCUAGAUUUUUGAUUCCAGUGGGUUUUCUUGUACUGGAAGCUGCUCUAGAAAAAUCGAAAAAGACAGAAAUAAGACCUUGGAAUUUUUUUGAGAACAAUGAGGAAGACAAAUUUUUUUAAAAAAACACCUUAAAAAAAUUUUUUUUCAAAACCAAGAAAAACAUGGGCUUCCAACUGUAGAAGACUUAGUAAAAUCAAAAAAGCGAUAAGGUUUCUGAAUAUUUUUAAAGAAUGUGACCAGAUUAUUCCAUUUGAGUUUGACAAAUUUUCAAAAUCUGUCAUUUUUCGGAUUUCUGUAAGCUCUACUUUUGAACUUCAGAGUGGUCCCUAUAGGGGCAUUUUUAGGGACCCUUGGAGGGUUUUCUCCAGGGACCACUUUACCAAUCUCUAUAAGAACCACUAAAACUUGUAAAAGGGAUCCCUAUAAGGGACUUGCUAAUCGAUAUUUUUAUGUACUUUAUGCGAAGACGCCGUUUCAUGCGAAAAAAUUGAAUAAAUAAGUGUUUUUUUUUUUUGAAUUUUUACCUUUGUGGGGACCACUUUUUCGGCUCCUAUAGGGACCACUCUGUGAUUCAUAAGUAUUUCUCUGUUCACUGUGAUUUUGAAAAUAAGAAUUUUCACUUGAAGAUCAGUUUCAUUCUAAUUUAGAAACUUUUCAAAACGAAGUCUUCAAAAAAAGCUGUGGUUACGGUAGUUUUUGUUUUUCGGAGCUGUGUUGAAAAUCUUUACCAAAUCGCGCGGUGGUUACACCAAUACACUAAACUUUGGGUAGUGUAAUGACAUUUUUUUCUUGAGACCAAAAAGUUGAAAAUAUUUAAUUUUCAGAUACGUUGGCUCGGUUGCCGGUCUGAUCUACGUGUUCGCCCUGCCUUCCCUUGUCUACAUCAAAAAUCAAAAAGAACUGGGAACUCUUACGAAUCCAAAACGCAUCUUCCAUUACGGGAUCAUCGCCAUCGGCGUUCUAAACUUGUUGGCUCAAUUCGCAAUUUGA